CGCAACCAGUUUAACAGAGAUAAAGUAGCGUGGAGGUAGUGUCGUUGUGUAUUGUUGUAUAACGAUCUGAUUAUUUUUGUUUAUAUGCGAAUAUUGUGAGGAUAUCUUAGUAAAAAUUGAUAUACAUUAAUAAAGUUAAAGAUUUUUGGACUUACAAGCUCAAUCUGUACUUUUGUUAAGUGUUUCUGUAGAAUUUGAACAUUUUAUCCGAGUGUGUAAUCUUGUAUCGGCGACUUAACGUUGGACGGUGGUUGAAAAUGUGAGUUAAAUAAUAUCAUGCUGGUUAACAUUUCGGCUUAAGGACAAACCUGCAGUUGUAAGAGAAAGACCUUGUGUAACUAUGAAAUUGUUUACGUUUCUCCUGUUGUUACCGGCAUGCUUAGCACAUCUCAAUGUUUACUUGAGUAGGGCUGAAGUAUGGAGACUACUAGGACUAACAGCGGAAUUAUUCUAUGUGCGAGAUGGACAGAUCAACACCUAUGCGCUGAACUUUGUGGUUCCCGUACCGGCGACCAUAGGAGAGCUGCACUUCACAUGGCAGAGCCUUACGCGAAGACCGUUACCAUAUAUAUUACACGUAGACUUGGGAAAAAACGAAGAAGUAUUACAUACGCCAACGUUUAAUAUUUCAAGCACGGGUUUUGUGCCUACGGAACCACAAACUUGGAGAGUAGAUUUACCAUGUACGGGCACAGUUUCCGCCGAAGUGGCCGUCACCAUAUCUCUCAACGUGUCCACCGGUUCCUCUUCGACCGCAUUGCUUUUCCGACGACGAAAAAUAUGUCUAAAAGAAGCUCAUAGGCCAGCUGUAAGAGUAGAUAGUGUGCCGCAUGCAGCGACUUCUGCUGAUAUAUUCUAUGCAGGCGCAGGCUGUGCUGGGGGUGCACUUUUAAUCGCUGCUGUUGCUGCUACAGCGUGCAGGGUACGGGCGAGAAAGCUUCGCAGAGCACGAAGUGAUGAGCAAGAUGGUCAUGCAUUUCUACCUGAUUCUUCUUGUAAGUCUGCCGCUAGUUACACUAGCUAUCGACGACCCACUUCUCUACCCGCUGCAGCAGCGGAGGAAAGAGCUAGAGAUUUACAACAGAGAAUAACAGAAUUGACAAUUCAAAGAUGUCGGGUUCGAUUGCGAUCAGUGGCAAUGGAAGGGACGUUUGGUAGAGUAUAUAAAGGAACGUAUGCCGAUGAAGAGGGUAGAGAGCAAGAAGUUCUAGUGAAGACUGUAGCUGAACAUGCGUCUCAAGUUCAGGUUUCACUUUUACUCCAAGAAGGCUGUAUGCUGUAUGGACUUCAUCACGAGCGCGUCUUGUCUGUACUCGGUGUCAGUAUCGAAGAUCAAACUGCUCCAUUCUUACUCUACCCCUGGAGUGUUACCUGGAGGAAUUUAAAGCAAUUCCUGCUAGCAUGUCGAGGAGUUAGUUUCGGAGUAGCAGCAAACGGACCGCCUCCACCACCACUGACUACACAACAUGUUGUCAGGAUGGCAUUACAUGCGUUGGAUGGCUUAGCCUAUUUACACUCUCAGCACGUUCUUCAUAAGGACAUCUCAGCAAGAAAUUGCAUUGUGGACGAAAAUCUUCGAGUGAUGAUAGCAGAUAACGCGCUGUCACGCGAUCUUUUCCCCGGCGACUAUCAUUGUUUGGGCGACAACGAGAACAGGCCGAUCAAAUGGUUGGCUCUUGAAGCAUUAUCAAAGAAGCAAUUCAGCCCCUCAUCGGAUGUAUGGGCACUUGGAGUAUUACUAUGGGAGCUGACAACUUUGGCUCACCAGCCGUAUGCUGAAGUAGAUCCGUUUGAAGUUGCUGCAUAUCUACGGGACGGUUACCGGUUGCAGCAGCCAGCGAAUUGUCCGGACGAACUAUUCGCUGUAAUGGCUUACUGCUGGGCGAUGUCUCCUGACGACCGACCCACUUUGCCGCAACUACAAAUUUUCCUACGAGACUUCCACACACAGUUAACGAGAUUCGUCUAAGACAUUCCUUACAUUAAAAAAAAAAACAAUCCAAAGACAAUAAUAUACAUAAUUAGUGAAAUAGUGAGAAAAAAUUUAGUGGACAUAAAAGAGGCCUUAAUACAUGCCCAUAGUGACAUUCUAUCAAGAAUUUAUAGUGACGAGUAUUAAAAUGAGCGCGGAGAUGAGACUGAUUUAAUGAUGAUUAUUGAAUUGUAAAUUAUCGUUCGUAUAUCACGUUCGUUACAUAUGUUUGUUUCUAUUUCGUCAACGAUUUCACCGACAAUAAAACGCGAAGCUUUCACAAUAUGCAAUAAUUUUUUUGCCCCGGGAAAGAAAUGAAUCAACUUUACGAUCGGUCUGUGUCAGUUUCUUAAAAAGAAAAAAAUUGCAUAAUGUUUAUGCUUUUCUAUACAAAUAGCUCGUUAUGACGUUAUAGAAAUAAAAAUUUGUGGCAAUUAUAUAAUGUGUAUUGUAAUUAUUUAAAACCUCACUACUGCCAUAUUAGGAUAAAGGAAUAUAUGUAAAUAUUGUUAGUUUAAACAUUUAAAUACGUAUAUUGAAUGUGCCUCGGACUUUAUGAAAUAUAUAGAAUUUUAUUAAUGUUCUGUUGAUGUAUUGAAGUUUUCGAUAAUGUCUGUAUUUGAAUUUUUAAUACUUUGUUUCGAUAAAAUUGUAAAAUAAAUGACAUUAAAUGUAAAUUUUUCACUGUGACCACAUUAUUUUUUCAAAAUAAUUCAUUGUCAACUAUUCUUAUCCCUACUAUUAUUAACGAUUGUGUAGCAAUGGUAAUUAUAAAAAAUAAUAAUGAAACAUACGGGGAAUUACAUAAACAUCGAACUUAUACUUUUAUAAGAUCACUUGUAUUAAAAUUAGUAUUAAAAUUACUUAUGCAACGAAAAGGCGAUUUAUUUAAAUUUAUAUUGGUAUCAGUAAAGUGCCAAAAAUUAAAAGAAUUAUCUCUCGCUUUGUGCCAAUGUAUCAUCCAACCACAUAUUACAGAUAAAUCGUAUCGUUUAACAGUUUAGUCGGAUUGCCAUUAAGUAACGAAAAUUACCCAUAUCCUUACAAAUAUAUAUCGAUUAAAAUUCGAAUGAUUCAUCUAAAAAUUUAAUCGAUUAAAAACCGAAAUUAUAAUAAUCUAUGAAUAACAAUUAAACAAAGACUAAACUAUUGACCGAUUUAAAUUUAGAACUGAAAUUUUAAUAUCAUACGAUUAAUACCAGCAAGACGAUUUCAAACGAUAUUGAAGGCCUAACAAGUUCUGCUACUGAUUAUUUUGACAUUUAACACUGAAUUAAUUAUAAGAUACUAUUUGUGUUGCAUUACAACUAUAAUAUCCAUUUCAAAUAGCAUGGGUACUGUGAUAUUUGAUCAAUAACAUCUCACGCGUGUUGUAUUCCGAAACAAAAAAAAAACUCGAUUUUAAAUUACAUUUUAAAUCAUAUUCUUUAUUCUACGUAAUUACACAUUUAAAAUAAAACAAAGUGAAUGCUUGCCUUUUAAAGCAGUCUUGUCAGUACACAAUUAAGUCGUUAAAUAUAUAAUAUUUCUUAAUAAGAAUUAAUAAAAAAUAAAAUUAACGUUUUCUUUUUAAUUGUUGUAACAAUUACAAUUACUCAUACAUUUUUAUAAAGUGUUAUGUUAGAGCUGUGAAAAUUUUUAUUCUCCGUGAGUUGGACACGAAUAUUAAAAAUUGUUUAAUUUUUUUUUAAUUUGAUUGUUUUAUUGAUUUGGCAAUUCACGUCGGGUAUUAUUUGUUCUCGACGUUAGAAUAUGACGAUGAUAAAUAAGUGAUGAUUUUAUAUAAAUUAAAUUUGUUUUGUUACCAAAUUAUUGUCAUAAAAUCGAUUUUUUUUCAUUAUAAAUUUGCAAGUAAUCGUUUUUCACCAAACGAUCUAGAAACAUCAAGUUCCAAAAGUCACCUUAUCUAUGCUAUAAGAAAAAGAGUACAGCGAAUUUUUUUUUUAUAAAAUUAUUAUUUUCGAGAAAUUAAAUUUAAAUAUUUUUUAUAAUCUUUUGGAAUGUGUCAAAUGUUUGACACUUUGUGCAUUUGAAUUAACUCCAUUUUUGUUAAUACUGAUUCAGAAAUUAACGAAACAGUAUUGUUAUUUCGUAAGUAAAAUAAAGUAUUGACUUAAAAAUAAAUAAACAAUAAUAGGAAAUCAAAUUUUAGAUAAGGUUGUAAGCGCUAGAUUUUCCAUUUGUCAACAAUUAAUGUGACAUGACAUUAAUAUGACUGUAUCUGUAAUUCUUGUAUCUUCGAGUAAUUUGUACAUUACUUAAGACAGCUGUUAUAAAUAUUAAAUAGAUUUGUAUAUUUGUAAAUACUGUGCAAAUGAUAUGUCAAUA
This is a messenger RNA of Nymphalis io (European peacock), 4300 nucleotides long. It is a transcript of the gene dnt, whose product is annotated as tyrosine-protein kinase Drl. Gene Ontology annotation, biological process: protein phosphorylation; multicellular organism development; positive regulation of kinase activity. Gene Ontology annotation, cellular component: signaling receptor complex. The record is from RefSeq and is a predicted model, not a curated record. Gene Ontology annotation, molecular function: protein kinase activity; ATP binding. The transcript is spliced from 6 exons. NCBI's taxonomy places the organism in Eukaryota, Metazoa, Arthropoda, Insecta, Lepidoptera, Nymphalidae. The coding region runs from base 341 to 1969 and encodes 542 amino acids.